This is a messenger RNA of Castor canadensis (American beaver), 1099 nucleotides long. It is a transcript of the gene Gosr2, whose product is annotated as golgi SNAP receptor complex member 2. Gene Ontology annotation, cellular component: SNARE complex; endoplasmic reticulum membrane; ER to Golgi transport vesicle membrane. Gene Ontology annotation, biological process: intra-Golgi vesicle-mediated transport; vesicle fusion. Gene Ontology annotation, molecular function: SNAP receptor activity; SNARE binding. The record is from RefSeq and is a predicted model, not a curated record. Lineage: Eukaryota; Metazoa; Chordata; Mammalia; Rodentia; Castoridae.
GGAAGCCGGAAGUGGACCUGUGAGGACGUGUUCCAAGGAAGCCGGAGCCGGGGGUCCGCGCGGCCGGCGACAUGGAGCCGCUAUACCAACAAACACACAAGCAGGUCCAUGAGAUCCAGUCUCACAUGGGACGCCUGGAGACAGCAGACAAGCAGUCUGUACACUUAGUAGAAAACGAAAUCCAAGCAAGCAUAGACCAGAUAUUCAGCCAUCUAGAACGUCUGGAGAUUUUGUCGAGCAAGGAACCACCUAAUAAAAGGCAGAAUGCCAAACUUCGUGUUGACCAGUUGAAAUAUGAUGUCCAGCACCUGCAGACUGCUCUCAGAAACUUCCAGCACCGGCGCUAUGCCAGGGAGCAGCAAGAGAGACAGCGAGAGGAGCUUCUGUCUCGUACCUUCACCACUAACGACUCUGACACCACCAUACCCAUGGAUGAAUCACUGCAGUUUAACUCCUCCCUCCAGAACAUUCACCAUGGCAUGGAUGACCUCAUUGGAGGCGGGCACAGUAUUCUGGAGGGACUGAGGGCCCAGAGACUGACCUUGAAGGUGGGGUCCCUGCUGGGAAACAGGGAGAAAGCCUCUUUUUUGGGCUUCAUCCUUCAGUUUAGAACCUGCAUUUUCAUUUUGAUUAUGUGUCCUCAGGUUUUGAUAUUGUGAUGGUGAGACAGAGCCCUCGAGUUUGUAAUCCUUCAUAUUGGAGUUGAAUUAUUGUAAGCCCAAAAGUAACCAAAUCCCCUUUGCCAGAGAUGGAAACGAACCAUUAAGUGGCCUCUCUUUGUGUCCAGGUCUUUCCCCAUUUACUGAACCUACAUGAAAUGACUGCUACUACAAAGGGAAAGUUCUGUUAAAGACUUUGCUCUCAUAAGAAUGAAGAUGUGGCUGCACUCUAAGGUGGUUUCCCUUAGGAUCCCAGCUGUGGACUGCCUUCUAUCUGAGGCCUUAUUGUGCUUCAGUCCUGACUCCCCAUGGUGAGGUAUUUGGUCUGCUGAAGAUUAUAGUAGAUAGCUUCUAGACCACGUGGAGGUGACCCCAGCCACCCUUCACUCUAUAGCCACAGGUAUUCCUCAAAGUCCUGCCCCACUGGCACUACUGAGACU